Molecule: messenger RNA, 1868 nt
Organism: Conger conger (European conger)
Lineage: Eukaryota; Metazoa; Chordata; Actinopteri; Anguilliformes; Congridae
Exons: 3
Coding region: 295-1377 (360 amino acids)
Source: RefSeq, a predicted model, not a curated record
ACAUACUUCAUUGAUGUAAAGAAAAGCCGACGUCGUUUAAGUGCAAUUAUGGUAACCUGAUACGAUUGUGGUCGUAAUUUGUGUUUUGGUGGGCGUGGGUCAGUAUUAGCGCUUGUGCCAUCUGUUCGCGCUGAACGGCAGGACACGCGGAUGGACUGUAGCAGCCCAAGUGGGAGUGAAACAAUAGCGUCCAUCUGUUUGUGUAGCUACUAAAAGUUAGUUGAUCCCACAUUUCCCGGGCAAAAGACAAUCAUAACAUUGAGGAUAUUACGAGUGGUCCCCCCCUUAGGUCAGAUGGGGCCCUCUCACCAAUCCAUCAUUUUGCUGGUUAUCAUGGUAACCAUGCUCCUUCUCUUGAUGGGAUUGAUCUUAUGGCUUCUACAUCACUGCAGAGAAAGGCACCGGAGGAGGAAGAAGGGGACACAGUGGCCGGGGAUGCGGCUAGUGGCCCGCGAUCAGGCCACUUCCACCAGCGGCCUGGCUGUGGCCGCGGGGAUUCUGCCCCGAAGCGAGGCUCCCUGCGCUGUGUCUCAGAGCUCCAGCUGGGCCGAGCUGUCGGAGCGCGGGGGGGGCUUGGGGCGGCGUGCCAGCGGCCUGCUGGAGUCGGGCAGCCUGGGGUCCCCCUCCGGAGCCUGCUGGAGGCCGGGGGACGAGCCCAGCCUGGUCAGCGGGGUGCAGAGGAUGCCUGGCUCCACCGCCACGGUUGCCGGAGAGGGGUCCAUCACGGUCACACCGGCUGGGCGCGCCUCUCUCCCCCAUCAGCAGGAGGAGCAGCUGAGGCUGAGCUCUUCUCCCCACGGCCUGGAAACCCAGAGGGUCCCGCCCCUGCCUCAGUCCCCCGUGCUCAGCUACCUCUCCCCGGCCAGCCCGCGGCUGCCACGGCAACCCUCGGCCGUGCUGGCUCCAGAGGGCCCCAGCAGGAACGCGUCCCACGUUUCAGAGUCCAGCUCGGCCCCCAGCACCCUGACCCAGAGCUCGGGGCCGGCAUCCCCUCCCGGGGCCCGGGGGACGGGGGAGCGCUCCCUGCUGGAGAGAGCCCGGUCCAGUGGCCUGUUCCAGCGCUCUCGAGCCUGGGUCGUCUCCUGGGCCGACGCCCUGCCUAAACCGGGCCGCGGGGGGAGCCUGGACUCAGGGGUGGACGUGCAGGAACUCCCGCGCCGGGGUGGCCCCGCAGACGGGGGUUCGGGGUCCCUCAGUGUGCCCCCGAAUGGAGCGAGAGAAGGGGCAGACCUGGGACCAGGAAGGGGUGACGGGGGCCAGGGGGAGGCGAGUAUCUGCCCCAGGGAAACGGCUCUCCCACUGGGCAGUGAUGGCAAGAGCAGCAGGCCGAGCCUCUGGCAGAAAUGGGAGGAGAGGCCCCUCAUAGCCUUCAGAUGAAUGAGCAGGACUGGCUGUCAUACCGAUUUAAAACUGUACACUUCAUUCUGUGUGUGUGAGGCAGCUUGCCCUGUAUAUCUCUGUGACAGGCUUAUAGAUAACCUUUCCCUCACGCUUUUCCCACAACUUGGUUUAGCUCUCAGCUUUUGUAUGAUUUCGACAUUUUUGGCCAAAUCUCAUGUUCCUUCUACCUUUUAAAGAAGCAAAAUUGAUGUGCCUUUUUUGGCAGAUGCAGAUGUUUUUGUGUGUAAUUUAUUUUUUUGUGUUGUCUUUCCUGUCAAAUGCAUCUUGCACUAAAUUUCAAAAUUAGGAUUCUAAGAUGCAUUUGACAGUUUGCAGGUUUUCAUAUUUUGAAUUUCCUUCACGAAUGAAUACAAUGCAUUGACAUGAUUUGUUUGAAAUAAUUUAUUUAAAAAAAUAAAAAUUUGCACACUUAGUAUGAAAUAUGCUUUACAUAAAAUGUCAGUUUUUAUAUUAGUGAGGCUACAAAA